Molecule: messenger RNA, 530 nt
Organism: Medicago truncatula (barrel medic)
Lineage: Eukaryota; Viridiplantae; Streptophyta; Magnoliopsida; Fabales; Fabaceae
Exons: 2
Coding region: 70-396 (108 amino acids)
Source: RefSeq, a predicted model, not a curated record
AGUUCGCUAUAAAUAUCUAGCUUCCCAUUGUAUUCAUGUUUCAUACAAUUUUGUCUACUUGUAAUAAGAAUGAAAAUCAAGUUGUUUAUUGCCUGGUACUUUUGGGCACUGCUUCUUAUCUAUGUCACGACAACCGAGCCUUAUGAAUAUGGGAAACAAUUUGAUGAAACAGAAGAAUCAAAGACAAACACCAGGGUUGAUGGCCAUGCAAUCUGGCCAGGUGGAGGUGCAGUCUGGCACGACCCCUAUGAAAACGCAAACAAAGGAGGUGAUGAAAAUACAAACAGAGGUGGUUGUGGAAUCGUCAUAAAUUUUUCUGGUGGUGAUAAAUGUGGCGGAGGUGGAAACGUCGUAAACUUUCAUGACGGUGGAAAAGGGAGCGGCAAUGGAAAAUAGAUGGGGGAUGCAAGUAAAGCAUUAGAAAAUCCUUCACGGUAAACUAGACACAUAUACAUGUAUGUUGUAUCUCAUGUUGACACGAUACAAAUGUCGUAAGAAAUAUAAAAUAAAUAUUGGUGUGACAUGCUAAA